UGCUUUGGCGGAACUAGUAACGUUGCUGCCAUGUGAUCAAGCGAUUGCGGGUUUAAGUCGUGUAACUGCCUCUUGUACAGUACACUAUCCCACAUGUAGUGGCAGUUUUAGUGUACCGGGUUGUCUUUUAGAAAUUCCAUGAGAUCGAGUAUGGAAUUCUGUUUACUCACUUUAAAUUGAGUAUCUGUUUCCCCCUUUCCUGCUAGGAUUGGAAAUCCUGUGUUUUACACUAAGUUACUCGGACUCUUCACUUUCGGUGCCGCACCCGUGUCGACAAGACAUGGGUGUGGGUGUGGGUGUGGGAUCCGUACCCGAAAUGGUCAACCGAUUUUGGAUACUUUGACCAAAAUUGACUGGGAAAGUCCAGACAAUUUAAGAAAUUCUAUAAUCAAAAUAAAAGCUAGGGUGAAAUUGAAGAAAAUGGUCUUUUUAUGUCCUUUCAUGAUUUUUUUGUUGAAAAAUAUUUUCUCCUUAAAUUUUCCACAUAAUAUCUUAAAAUUUAUGUUUUAUAACUCUAUUUUUAGACAUUUAAAUUAUUUUUCGCCGAAUCCCCGCACCCGUAUCCAUCCCUAGAUCCAUAUCCCCGAAUCUUUAAAUUGAGACAGUGAAGGAUCCGACCUCUAGAUCCGUACCCAUAUCGAACACCCGCACCCGAGUCCGAGCAACUUAGGUUUUACAUAUCCAUUUGAUUGAGUCCUUGGUUUCCGAUUCAAAUUGUUUGUUGACAUGGACAAAGUGACAAAAUUUGACAAUUGUGUAGCAUUCCAUAAGCCUAUAGAACGCACAUUAAGUCCAGAAUUAGACCUUACCAUCAUGUUCAUCACACGGCUCUGGAAGAAAAUGUCUUGAAUUAAGUUACCACAACAUCUUUAAACUAAAGUUGAUAAGAGAUAGGACGUUCUUACUUAUUUAUUUUGUCUAUGGAAUACGUUCGCUCAAGGGGAGACUUGAUUCAUCUCAUUCUUUUAGUGUCUGGAACAAGCUGAUUGCACAACAAUGUAAUAUACAUAAAAGAGGAUUUUGCUGUUUGUUAUCUCUCUUUAGACACCCCAUUCUGUCUUUUAGCAUUUGACGUUGACACAAUUAAAAGGAGAGGCAUAGUUUUAUCUGUGAUUCCAACUAGAUUUGAAUGGGUCUAUUGUCUUUAGAUAUAUGAUAUCAAUGAAAACUGCUUGUUUUGUGUGAAUAAGUAGAAGGGACGUGAAACACACAAGAUGUUAUAUUGGUACAAAGGAUACACUAAGAAAAGAAGCCUUUAUCAUGUCAUAUAGUUCUUCAGCGUUCACAAAUUAGUUAAAGCUUUGCUUUUGGUUCAUUAGAUUAUUCAGUAUGUUAAAAAUAUAAGGUCCAUGUUCCUUCGAUAGUUCAGUGUUGUCUCCCUGAAUUGACAAUUUAUGCAGAAGAUAAAUGAAGAAGAGAUGGAAUUCAUCUUAAGUUUGUGGACAAAAUAGUAUGAAAUUGAGAUGAAUGUGUCUUCUCUGGUCACUGGUCAUCGUCUCCUAAUCCUCCUCGUGUAAAUUGAAGUAAGGCUGCCUUCUCCAGAAACCUUGAGCCUACUCUGUAUCUGUAAUUGUAUAUGCAUGUACAAAUUACUGGGAAACAAAUAACAUGUUGCUGAAAUUGGUCUUUGGCUGAAUUCGGGGGUGUUGAACUCAUUAAUCAAGCUGGUUGUCUUCCUGUUCGAGCCUGCUCAUAUCUUUUUGGUGUUAUACUCCUUAAAUUGAACACUAUCAACUUGACCAUAGGUUUGUUUUUGAUGCCUCAGAAGAACUGAUAGCAUGUCUGGUAGCAUGUUCUAGGAUAUAGCUUGGAGGUCAUGUCAGAGGAGAGGUCAACAAUGUACCAAGGCAUCUAAUUAGCAAUGUGGUGCAACUGUUUUCGUGUCUGGACAAGAUUACAUACAUUGAAUGGGCCCCUGAUUCCGAAUAUAUACUUUGUGGUCUUUACAAGAAACCUAUGAUACAAGCAUGGUCUUUGACACAACCUGAGUGGACAUGUAAAAUAGAUGAAGGUCCUGCAGGAGUUGCUUAUGCUAGGUGGAGUCCAGAUAGUCGUCACAUACUCACCACAUCUGAGUUUCAGCUACGGUUAACUGUUUGGUCACUGGUUAACACAGCAUGCAUACAUGUUCAAUGGCCAAAACAUGGGUCUAAGGGGGUAUCAUUUACCAAGGAUGGAAAGUUUGCUGCUGUUUGCACCAGACGUGAUUGCAAGGAUUAUGUUAAUCUGCUAUCUUGCCAUACAUGGGAGAUAAUGGGUGUUUUCGCUGUGGACACAUUGGAUUUGGCUGAUGUUCAGUGGUCUCAAGAUGACAGUGCUAUAGUCAUCUGGGAUUCUCCUCUUGAGUACAAGGUUCUGAUCUAUUCUCCAGAUGGAAGGUGUCUGUCUAAGUAUCAAGCAUACGAGAGCGGACUAGGAGUAAAAAGCGUUUCAUGGUCACCUUGCAGCCAGUUUUUAGCAGUGGGAAGCUAUGACCAGAUGUUACGGGUUUUGAAUCACCUGACGUGGAAAGUAUUUGCAGAAUUUGUUCACCCAUCUGCUGUUAGAGGUCCUUGUUGUGCUGCUAUCUUCAAGGAAGUGGAUGAACAACUUGAUAUGUCAGAAUUAUCACUAGGUGAUGAUUUCGUCCAGUACAGUAGUGAUAAUGCUUCUGAGGCACAUAUUCAAGUAAGAUACAAUGUUUUGGAGAUACCUAUCAAUCUCCCUUCUCAGAAACCUCCUGCAGAUAAGCCGAAUCCCAAACAAGGAAUCAGCCUGAUGUCAUGGAGCAGCGAUUGUCAAUAUAUUUGCACUCGCAAUGAUAGCAUGCCUACUGUACUCUGGAUAUGGGACAUAAACCAUCUUGAGCUAGCUGCCAUCUUAGUUCAGAAAGAUCCCAUCCGGACUGCAGCCUGGGAUCCCACAUGUCCACGUUUGGUUUUAUGUACUGGAAGCUCCCACUUGUACAUGUGGACACCUUUGGGUGCUUAUUGCAUAAAUGUUCCAUUGCCUCAAUUUGCUGUAAUUGAUCUGAAAUGGAACUCAGAUGGGAGCUGCCUUUUUCUCAAAGACAAGGAGUCAUUCUGCUGUGCUGCUCCGGAGAUACUGCAGGAAUCCAGUGAUUAUAGCUCUGACGACUGAUGAUUCUAUCAUACACAUAAUGAAACUUAAUGGAGCUGAAAUUUUUUGCUCAUCACAUCUCCCAAAGUAUCAUCCCUCAAGGAGGCAGCUUAGCUUGCUUAUUAUUUUUCAGUUUGCACUAUUGACAUGGAGGAAGAGGUAAUCUUAGGCUGUAAUAAUCUGGUUUAUUUGCAUUCUAAUGGCGUAUAUUUGAGAUCCAAAAAGGUAGGACAGAUUUUAGAAUCCAGAUUUGUAACGUAAUCUCCUGACAGAUAAGUCAAAGGGGGUCUUUUGAGAGGACCUUUGCCUAUGCUGGAUACCAAAUUUAAUGUACUAAUAAAUUAUCUCUAAGUUAAUGCGCAAUGCCUGAAGCACAACUAUUGCCUGCAUGCGAUGGAGUGUUCCAUCCCAUCUCAAAAACACAAAGGUUUCUUCACUGGCUUGCAGUGCCUUGACUUGAGUUCUAACUGUCGGAUUGAGUGAGAUUACCAGAUAUCUGCGACUACAUCUUUAGAUUCAUCGAUCUAUUUUGAUGGAAGAUGGUGCAAGUGCAACGAACAGUUGGUUCGAAAACAUUCCCCAGCUCACUGUGAACUGAACAAUUGAAAUUUUGGGCACAAACAAGUUUAAGUGGAAAUAUUGGCUUAUUUAUUCUUCA
Molecule: messenger RNA, 3757 nt
Organism: Capsicum annuum
Lineage: Eukaryota; Viridiplantae; Streptophyta; Magnoliopsida; Solanales; Solanaceae
Product: WD repeat-containing protein WRAP73
Exons: 6
Coding region: 1957-3120 (387 amino acids)
Biological process (GO): microtubule anchoring at mitotic spindle pole body; protein localization to mitotic spindle pole body; mitotic sister chromatid segregation
Cellular component (GO): MWP complex; mitotic spindle; microtubule organizing center
Molecular function (GO): protein binding
Source: RefSeq, a predicted model, not a curated record